AUGCAGAUCACCAGAAUUGCCAUUUUCCUCUUCGCCGCAAUGGGCGCGGUUGCCAGCCCCAUUGUGGCCGAGUCGAGGGAUGUUGAUGCCCAAGCUCUAAGUAAAUACGGAGGAGAAUGCAGUAAGGAACAUAACACGUGCACAUACCGAAAGGAUGGAAAGGAUCACAUAGUCAAGUGCCCUUCGGCUGAUAACAAGAAGUGCAAGACUGAUCGCCACCACUGUGAAUAUGAUGACCACCACAAGACGGUCGACUGCCAAACACCGGUUUAA
This is a messenger RNA of Penicillium expansum, 273 nucleotides long. RefSeq lists its product as uncharacterized. The transcript is spliced from 3 exons. Lineage: Eukaryota; Fungi; Ascomycota; Eurotiomycetes; Eurotiales; Aspergillaceae. The record is from RefSeq and is a predicted model, not a curated record. Gene Ontology annotation, biological process: defense response to fungus. Bases 1 to 273 code for a protein of 90 amino acids.